AUGGGAUUAUUAUCAAUUUUACGAAACAUUCGACAGAAAGAGAAAGAGAUAAGAUUAUUGGUACUUGGUCUUGAUAAUGCGGGGAAGACCACAAUUCUAAAACGAUUAAAUGGUGAAGAUAUUAAUACCAUUUCACCUACACUCGGUUUUAAUAUUAAAACUUUAGAACAUAACGGAUCUUAUUGGCGUAAUUAUUUUGAACAAACCGAUGGAGUAAUUUGGGUGAUAGAUAGUGCGGAUCGAAUGCGUAUGGAAGAUUGUAAAAGAGAAUUAAAAGCUUUACUUCAAGAAGAGCGUCUGGCAGGUGCUUCUUUAUUACUUUUUGCUAAUAAACAAGAUCUUCCCGGUGCUUUGGCUGAUAUACACAUUCGGGAAAAACUUGAAUUGGAUUCAAUAGUGACACAUCAUUGGGCUAUUCAAGCUUGUAGUGCGGUUACAGGAGAAAAUUUACUUCGAGGAAUGGAUUGGGUGGUGGAAGAUAUUGAAUCUCGAAUUUUUUCAAUUGAUUAG
Messenger RNA from Diversispora eburnea, 510 nucleotides. The record is from the annotation of a GenBank genome assembly. NCBI's taxonomy places the organism in Eukaryota, Fungi, Glomeromycota, Glomeromycetes, Diversisporales, Diversisporaceae.